Molecule: messenger RNA, 1166 nt
Organism: Apodemus sylvaticus (European woodmouse)
Lineage: Eukaryota; Metazoa; Chordata; Mammalia; Rodentia; Muridae
Gene: Jagn1
Product: jagunal homolog 1
Exons: 2
Coding region: 132-683 (183 amino acids)
Biological process (GO): endoplasmic reticulum organization; granulocyte colony-stimulating factor signaling pathway; vesicle-mediated transport
Cellular component (GO): endoplasmic reticulum membrane
Source: RefSeq, a predicted model, not a curated record
AGAGAGGCCGGAAGUUCUCCCGAAGCUACACGCCGUGUAGUGGAAGCCGAGGCGGCAGGAAAGUGGUUUGCUGGGUGCUUGGCUGGGUGGGCGAGCCGGAGGGUCGACAUUAGGGUCCUUGGUUCUACAGGAUGGCGUCUCGGGCAGGCCCGCGAGCGGCUGGCACCGACGGCAGCGACUUUCAGCACCGGGAGCGCGUCGCCUUGCACUACCAAAUGAGUGUGACCCUGAAGUAUGAAAUCAAGAAGCUGAUCUACGUGCAUCUCGUCAUAUGGCUGCUGUUGGUUGCCAAGAUGAGCGUGGGACACCUGAGGCUCUUGUCACAUGACCAGGUGGCCAUGCCCUAUCAGUGGGAAUACCCCUAUUUGUUGAGCAUUGUGCCCUCUGUCCUGGGCCUCCUCUCCUUCCCUCGGAACAACAUUAGCUACCUGGUGCUCUCCAUGAUCAGCAUGGGGCUCUUCUCCAUCGCCCCCCUCAUUUACGGCAGCAUGGAGAUGUUCCCUGCAGCACAGCAGCUCUACCGCCAUGGCAAGGCCUACCGCUUCCUGUUCGGCUUCUCUGCAGUCUCCGUCAUGUACCUGGUGUUGGUCCUGGCAGUCCAAGUCCAUGCCUGGCAACUGUACUACAGCAAGAAGCUCUUAGACUCUUGGUUCACGAGCACACAGGAGAAGAAACGGAAGUGAAGCCUGCUUGCUGAACUGCUCUGAGGGUGAAACCUAGGUCUCGCAUUGAGCAGCGUGAAGGGGGCUGUUGAGAUCUCCAUAGACUGCGGCAUCUGUGGUGUUAGCACGCUAGGCUCAGAUGUUGGCCCAGCGCCUCUGCUACCAUCUGCUGAGGGCACAGCUGUAGUAUCUAAUUUAUUCUUGACCAGCUACAGCUGGUGACCAGUGACUGUGAAACACUGCCUGGUUGAACUUGAGGCCCUCUAGAGUUUGGAUUUUCCAGACUGAGCCUUAUCCUUGCCUUCUCUUGGUCGUAUUCCCUACUUCCAUUUGUCACCAGUACUAGUAGAGUUCUGGAAUAAAUCAGUACAUGAAAGUCUACUUCAGUCUGUGGGUCACGGGGCGGGCAACAUUUGGGAAGUUGCUCCCCUGUGGGCUGUUCUGUUUACUGCAAGCCAUUUUAAAUUAAAAUAAAAAACCUUAAUAAAAAGAGUUAAGACUGUC